Podarcis lilfordi (Lilford's wall lizard) is the source of this 39131-nucleotide messenger RNA. The record is from the annotation of a GenBank genome assembly. NCBI's taxonomy places the organism in Eukaryota, Metazoa, Chordata, Lepidosauria, Squamata, Lacertidae.
GGUGGGAUGGUGGAAGGACAAGCGUCUCAAGAUGAAGUAUUAUGUGUGGCCACGUUCUGAGCUUUACCCUGACAGUGAGGAGCGUGCAGACGACCAUCUUAGCAUAGUGACCCUAGAAGAAGCACCGUUUGUCAUUGUGGAAAAUGUGGACCCUCUAAGCGGUACCUGUAUGAGAAACACUGUCCCAUGCCAAAAAAGAAAUGUGACAGAGUAAGUGCCAACAGGAUCUUUCUCCAGCUGAUUCCUCCUAGCAUGUUUCUCUCCACAGCAGCAAAGCCAGCUGGACUGUCUCAGGCUGGCUUUGUUGCCACUUGCCACUAAUUCAACGUUCCAGUCAGCUUGGCUCAUUCAGCGAAACAUCAAGCAGAGUUUUCAGCUAGGGAUGUAAUGGAGAAUGAAAGAGAGAGUAGCCAAGGAAAGAAGUAGGGGAUAACAGUAGUCAAUUUUCAACAAUUCUAAAUUCUAGCACAGAUCAAAAUUGUCCAAAUCACAUUUUUGUUGGAAAUUAGCACCUUUGUCUAAAAAAAGGAAGAAGAUGAAAAAAGAAAAAUGACAAGAAUAUAUUUUCAAAAUUUCUGCUUAUAACAUUCAGUUUCUGCUGAGAAUGCCACACAAAGUUUGAAUUUGCAGCUAAACAUGGUAGUUCUGUGUUUUUCAAGGAUCAUAUGGAAUUUCUUAAGAUUAAAUCCACUUUCUGAGUGCAGCAUGAUGGAAAAAAAUGGGCCAUAUAUUUUUGUUUUUAGUUUUAAAAUAUCAUUUAUCAGUUACACUUAAUCACUUUUUGUUGUGGCUGUUUAGCAACAAGACGGAUGAGGAGACUGCGUAUACCAAGAAAUGUUGCAAAGGGUUUUGUAUUGAUAUUCUCAAGAAAAUCUCCAAGUUUGUCAAGUUCACCUAUGACCUUUACUUGGUAACCAAUGGUAAACAUGGGAAGAAGAUCAAUGGAACAUGGAAUGGAAUGAUAGGCGAGGUAAGCCCUGAAAGGUACCUGCUUUUACUUACAGGCUCACCAACAGACUGUAUGAAUUAUUUCCCCUCUAUCGCCAGGUGAUACUUGUUCUUGGGGCAGAAAUCAAUUGAGUUAUGCUUUCCAAAUCUGUGUAUCAAUUUGAAUUUUGCCAUUGGGAAAAAUUAUCAUCUUGGAAUUAUCAUCAAACAAAUUUGUGAAGCUAUAUGAUAUUUACAUGGUGUUUUUUUUAAAUAUAAAAGCAAAUGUAAGAAAAAAUGUUUUAUGGAACAAGCAGGAAACGAAGAGCAAUAGAAAUAAUGUUGUUUUCUGCUGCUUGUGGUCCAUUUACUGCCAGAGUAUUUCUCAGCAUGCGUUUGAUGGAGGAGGUGAUGCGAGGUAUGACAUGCAAUAACACAAAAGGAAACACCAGUAUAUACAACUGUAAAGUUUAAAGGAUUUUUGCCACCUUUCUCCAAGUCUCUAAAUCUGUGGGCAGCAGCUGAGUCGCAGGGUCAACUCUUGACAUCUGCAGGAAGCACCGGGAGACAUCCCUGCCUGAAACCCUGGAGAGCUGCUGCCAGUCAGUGUAGACAGUGCUGAGCUAGAUGGAUCAGUGGUCUAACUCAGCAUAAAGCAGCCUCCUAUGUUGUUCCUAAAUGUACAUUGUCUCUGGUCCCAACACCCAAAGUGUUUUGCAGGUAUGUGUACAUAUGUGUGUACACAAAUACUGAAACCAACCCACAACCAAUUGGUUGCCUUAAAGGGGCACACUUGUGGGGAGGGCUGUUGUUUUCCAGGGAAAUGGAAAACAAGGAUGGUCCUUCCCAGUAAUUAUUUGUUUUUCCUUUCACUGAUCUGACCUUCCAUUCUGAAUGUUCAAAUAUGAUGUGAAAUAAUUCUUAGCUAGCCUGCCACUCUUUUUCUCCUCUCUUAUUGCACAAUGUGCCACCUUCUUCCUCCAUUCUUUUUCCUUUAUCUUUCCCAGUUCCCAUUUCCAAAUGUGAUGUCAACACCAUUUGCCCUUGCUUUCUACCUUCCUGCCUCAUAUAUACAAAACCUUGUGAAUGUGUGGCAGCCUGUCGCUGUUUUAACUUACCCGAAAGCAUCCUUUAUUCUUGAACAAGUUCCAGCUCCUGCAUGCUAGACUCUAGUCUCUGCAUUAACUAUUUUUCUGUCUCCUUGUCUCAGGUGGUUGACAAACGUGCCUAUAUGGCGGUGGGAUCCCUCACCAUAAAUGCAGAACGCUCAGAAGUGGUAGACUUUUCUGUACCCUUCAUUGAGACAGGCAUUAGUGUAAUGGUGUCGCGAAGCAAUGGGACUGUCUCACCUUCUGCCUUUUUAGGUAAAGUUUUUUUAAAUUAUAUAUAUAUUUUUUGAGGCAAAGUGCAGGGGAAAAUAUUUUAAGACAAACAACCAGAAUGUUUGCUGUUCUUUUUCUAAUUUAAAAAACAAACAGCACACACACACUGCUUGAAAGAAACUUUAUACACUCUAAAGUUCAAUCCUGAACUAGAUUUCAGAACCAGGUUCUAGAUGUGAAAAUGAGAAUACUAACAAACAACUUCAGAAAUAUUGGUCCCAGGUUCCAGAACUAGAAGUUUAAUUAUGUUCAAAUACAUUUAUUCAGCUUUCCCCUGAUCUUUGCUUCCUGGAGCUGACCUAUGACAAUCAUUUGGCAUCCCAGCAGUAUGACAUGCAGACGAUCGGAAGAAGCUUUUCCUAUCACUUUGCCUUAUAUCCAAAGAAGUGAAGGCAGAGUCUCUUUCUUGCUUUCUUUUUUGAAGUUUAUAAGCCUUUUUUGCGUGCAAAGCCCUCAAAGCACCAUAAAACAUUAAAAAAUCAAAUGAAAUCACAAUAGCAGCAGAGAAAAUAUACUGACAAAAAAGCUAGAUACUAAUUCUUAACUGGCUAGUUCAUUUCCAUUCUGAGGAUCUACAUCAAUAUGGCGCUCUGUGCCAGUCUACAGAAAGGGAAAGAACUAGGCUGGCUUUCUGGGGUACAGAGUUCCAGAGCCUGGGUUAAACCAGGCUGAGAGUCAAAGCAAAGUGAAUCACAAUGGAGUCGCAUGCUCCAGACAACAGGAUCCUAACAUCAGCCUGAAAGCAGUAUUUUGAACACAUUUCAAAGGCAGAACCACUAGAACGUAUUGCAAACUACUGCAAUUGCAUAUUACCACCUCUCCCCAUACUAACCCACCCAGAGCCUGCAAGAAGGGCCUGAGGCCCUUCUUCGUGUGAGGUCUGGAGGGUGGCAAUACAAGAACUGGACUUUUCUGCAGUAGUUUCUCGCUUGUGGGAUGCUCUCUCCAGGGAAGCUCACCUGGCACCUUCAUUAUAUACCAUAAGGUGCUGGCAAAAACUCACUCCUGUGUAAGUUCUGUACCUGAAAGCAGCUGCCAUUUAGAAUAACAGUAACUGUAAAGAAACAGUAACCAAAUCAGUUCUGGGUGGAAUUUAAUGAUGGGCUCUUCCAAUCUUUCCACCCACAUAAGCCUUUCUGCUUGCCAGAUAGAACAAUACCAGCUCUCCUCCCUAGGGGGCAGGGUGAGGAGACGAGGGGAAAAGGCCCUUUCCAUAAGUGGAUGUCCUUGCACUUGGCUUCCACUGAUGGGGCUGGCUUGUAUUUUGGGGUAGGAUGGAAAAGUACCUACAAAAUUUCUGUCUCUUUCUCUUUAGAGCCAUUCAGUGCUGAUGUAUGGGUGAUGAUGUUUGUAAUGCUGCUUAUAAUCUCUGCGGUGGCGGUCUUUGUCUUUGAGUACUUCAGCCCUGUGGGAUACAACCGGUGUCUGGCUGAUGGCAGAGGUAAGGAGACAUAUCUCUCAACAUGCAACAAAUAUGGUCUUGCUUGUUUAGCUUGGCUUCAUUUUAUCCUCCUCCUGCAUAUAUGUCAACCAUUUACAGAUUUUGUAUUUUCUCUGGGUAAACAAGGAAAGAAGUUGAAUCAAUAGGUUCACAAACAGCAGAAAAUUUAAAUGGAUCUCUUUGGAUUAUUGGGCAUUUGCAUGGUUCACAAUACAGAGCCACUAAUUUCCAGCUGACCUGAAAUUAUCUGCCUGACCCUAUGUGUGUUUGCUCAUAAUUUCUCCAAAGUAAACAUGCUACUUUGUUAAACUGAAAUAUAUAUUCCCUUGGACAACUGUUCACAUUUGAAUUGGUACCCAGCAAAUGUGCAAAAUUUUGCAAAUUUUGUCAUGCAUAUGAAUUUUAACAUAAUAAAUUUGCAACCCUUGAUUGCUUUUCCUACUUUGGUUCUGCUUGCCUUGGCUGUAUAACUGGAAAUUUACAUGACGACAAUGAUGAUGAUGAUAUUACAAAGCUAUGUAAUGUUACAUUCAUCUAUCUCUCAUUACACUAAUUGCAUUAAUGGAAUUAUUUCCUUUCAGAGAUUCACCCAAAGUGCCUAAUGGAGAACCUCUGCACAUUAACCCCUUGCAAAUUAAUUCACAUCUAGAUUGUGUGUCAGAAGAAGGACAGGGAUAAGGAAGUUACAGCAAUCUAGGGGUGCUUGAAGCAGCAGAAAUGACAAACCAUCUCCACUGUCAUACUCUACUGCCUCCAUAAAUUUGAGACAUAUUAACCAUUAAUUUAAUAUCCUCGGGUGGGUGGGGGAUGUAGAUGGAGUAGUUGCGGGGGGACAGGGAGCAAAAAGUGCAAAGCUGUCUGAUUAGAGAGUUGGUUUAUGAGUGAAGGGCAAAGGCAGAAUACAGAAAAUAAGUGAAAGCACUUGGAUGCUGGUAAGAUACUGGUAUAUUCCCUUGGCUUUGUUGAGCUGUGAAAUGGCCCCCUACGUAAGACCUUCUGGUUUACCCACAGGCUGAAAAUAUGAAGAUGCUUGACCUGAGAUAUUUGUGUGAAAAUCGUUUUACCCGCUUCUCAAAUUUGCCCUGAACGUAUCUAUGCCACCAAGUUUCUGAGCCCUGAAGAAAAGAUAUUUUGAAAUGGAAAUUUAGUCAGAGCUUUAUGUAUAGUCAUGCCAAAGGGAGCUGUUGUCCACAAGCUGUGGACAGCAUACAUGGACCAAUGCACAUAUCUAAGGAGAUGUAUGCAGAGUUGUGAAUAUUCAUGAAGAUGCUCAUGCUGAAAUUUCUGUAUACACACCAUGCACAUAUUUUUAGUACAGGUAGCAGAACAGAUGUGAAUGGUGAAUAGCUUGAAUGAAUUAUUUGGGGCAAAACUGGAUUCUAUAUGUGAAAUGAUGACAUACAUUGUUAUGAAAAACAUGCAUUGCACAAGGCCAAUAUGGAUAUGUUCAUGUGUGUUUUUUCUGGAUACCAAAUGCUACACAGAGUUCACUGUGUGUUUGCAGCUGUUUGCAUAGUCCACAUGAUGUUAGCCCAUGCAACUCAAUGGGACUUACUUCUGUGUAGUCAUUGAGGAUGAUAAUCUUAACUGUUAAGGUAUCCUGAAAAGGUACUCUUGCUUUAUAAAUCUAUGGUGAUUCUGGAAGAAGCAGCAGCAAAUAUAGACCAUGCAAAACAGAAAAUGAGCAAUGUUCAACAGUGUUUCUUUGCAAUUAUGCAGUGGAGCUAGUUUAAAGUUUUAUUUUAUUUAUCCAUUUUCCCUUUAAAAGUUUCCUUUAAAAGUUCCUUACUCGCUUCCUCAAAUUUUUAAAAUGCAAAUUAUAAACAUCAAUACAGAGAUAAAUUAAUUUGCAUGCAAAAAUAAAUGUUGAUGAAAUGCUUCACUGUUAAGUAUUCAAAAAGCCAAAAAAUGCAAAAUGAAUGUUUCUCAUAAUAACUUAUCUCAUCUGCAUUGCAUAUGUGGGAGCCAGAUUUGCCAUCAGAUACAUUCAUUCAAUUCUUAUUGAAAGUCAGCUGGAGUUGUGGCACAUAAGCCUGCAUUAAUAAGCAUAACUAAUAGACUCUGUGAACUUGGUUUGAGUUAGUUCCAUUAAAAUGCAGACGGGAAAAGAGCAGCUGUGUGAAGGAACUCUCUUGGCCUUGUACUUCAUUGCAUGGAUGUUUCUAGUUGUUUAGAUCACAGUGACCUUGUAGGACUUAAAGAACUUUUGAAAACCUGUGCUCACACUUACUUAACAGAACAACAAUAGCUAUGAUACCAAAUGCCACAAUUUGUUAUAGAGCUAGAGGCGUCAUGAAAUUUCUGUUUUACUCAUGGGAGUGCUCCUGAAUGUCUAAAACUCGUGAUGUGAAAAAGAUUUAUGUGUGCCUCUAUUUGCAAGUCAUACAUAAGUACUGUAUGCCAAGACUCAGAGAGCAGCACUGCAUACUUUCACCUUACGGGGAGGCACGUGUAUCACUUCCUCCCUGUUGCAGUUUAGGUUGCAGGAGUGGCUUGCGGAGUUAGUCACUUCAGUGACUCUAUUUAUGAUAACGUUUGGAUAAACAAAAAUGCACGCGUGUAUUGUUAAGGCAGAUGACAUUUUGUUAUACCUCACCCUUCAUCUGAGGUACUCAAAAUGACCUUUUAGCUUCACAGCAACCAGAAGAUGAUGACUUGGUGAGUUGCCCAAGGUCACCCACUGAGCUGAGCAGCCAAGGGUAAAUUCGUUUCCGGGUUUCCCACAGAACGUUAGGGUCCUUUUACUCAUUUAUUUUGUGGGAUCCAGGCAUAUUUAUUUAAGACACUUUUCUGCUACAGGACUGUCACAUUUCCCCUGCGUUCCACCUACAGCAUUUUGUGGAUGGGAAAUGCAAAUUGUUGUCCUUUGUGCAGAAUGUGGCCGCUGGAAUUCCAUUGUACCCACCUAAAUGUCAGUGUCACAACAAAUAGAGAUGAGCAACACACCCCAUACUCACUCAUUUACUAUGUUAACACAAUUUUCUGUACUUUUAAAAGUUCAGCUUUUAGAGUUGUGCUUUGUUGGGGACUGUUUUUACUUUUUGUUAGAGGAUCAUUCAAUCCCAAGAACACUCAUGUAGCCCUCAAAAGACAACAUGUGAACAUCAGCAAUGCUAAGUGUUUUUCAAUAAUUUUUAUUAUCUUUGAUGUGCUUUCCCUUUCUAGGGUUGGAGAGCACAUCCGUUUUGUGUUGUUUUGUUUUGUUUCAGAGUAGUAAAAAGUAGUUCCCCCUCCCAGAACACUAGUCAAGCUCUCCCCAAACAUGACUGCUUUCUUCAAUUACACGGGGGACUGGGAAGCCUAUUGGCUGAUAACUGAUUGGCUCCGCCAUGAAACCUGAAGCCUACCACUGACGCAUCACACUGCCAAACCAUGCUUUGAUAACUGGGAACAUCCAACAAGGUUGUGCCAUCUCCCAACUUCCUCCAGCUGCAUGAAUUUCCCUUUCUUUCUCUGGUUAGUGUUAACUGCAAGGUUUCAUUGCUACAUCUGAGCUGGCAUAAGAACAGUUACCACUGACCAUAGUUAGCUUCUAAACCAGAGAUUGAGGUAAACUUCUAACCCUGGUUUCAGUCUCUGUUUUAGAAGCCAACUGAUAUUUUACCUCUUCAGAUUUAACACUGCAAUUCUAUGGACACUUACCUGGGAGUAGGUCCUGUUGGGGCUUACUUCUGAGCAGACAUAGUUAGAAUUCUGCUGUAAAUUAGUUGAUAUUAACCAGGAAGAACAGAGAAAGAGAGGAAGAAAAGCGUGCAAAUUUAUGGGAUUCUUCCAGUAUACCAACCUAUGUUUGCACAAUCAGACAAAGUGAUGUAUAAGAGAAAAGGGUGAGGAUUUUGUACUAACUACUUGGAAUGACGGACUUUGCCAGUCUGAUCACUAUUUCUGCUUAUGUUUUUGGUCAUUUCAGAGCCUGGUGGUCCUUCUUUCACCAUUGGCAAAGCUAUCUGGUUAUUGUGGGGCCUGGUAUUCAACAACUCUGUGCCAGUGCAGAAUCCCAAGGGAACUACGAGCAAGAUCAUGGUGUCUGUGUGGGCCUUCUUUGCUGUCAUCUUUCUGGCCAGUUACACUGCCAAUUUGGCUGCCUUCAUGAUCCAAGAGGAGUAUGUAGACCAGGUGUCUGGGCUGAGCGACAAAAAGGUAAUGCAUUUGCAACCUCAGAGGGUUGCUUCCUUGUCACGAAAUCCUUUUGCUUCUUCUCUGAUUUUAAUUGAGUGCACCCUGAGCUUGGUUAGCAAUAAUGCAGCCAUAAUUUAAUUUAUGAUGUUAGUAAUAAAUAACAUGAUAAUUCAAAUAAUAAGAAAACUUUUUAAUUCUAUUUUGUGCGUGUUUUUUAAUUGAUUUGUGAAUAUUUAAACCCAAGUUUCUCAAAGUAUAAAGUGAGCAUCCCUAUGUGUUGGCAUCCUAUAACUUUAUGAUCAGUUGCCAGCAGAGCUGAAACGACCUCCCUGAUAAACCCAGAUUUUGUAUAUAUCUUGACUGGGCAAAGAAAUAGAAUGUGCCUGCUCUCUUCUUAGCAACUGUGAAGUAAUAAACUAGUGCUCUGCCUCCCAUUCCUUCUGCUACCCUUUAAUCCACUUGAACUCUGCUUGGGGCAAGUAUGACAAAUACAACAUUUUGUCUUUGGCUGAUUUUGUUCUCCUGCUUUCCAGUUUCUGUAGGAAUUUCUCACAAGCUGAGAAGUGCUGCACAGCAAUGCUCUGAGAGGUUAUUAUUAUCUUCCCUGUAAAGAGGAGGAACAGACACUGAUAUGCUUAAGUCCAUGGCAGAAAUAGGAUUUAAGCACACACACCCCAUACACAAUAGCCCACUCCUAUGCAUAGUUAUAUGGAAAUCCCACUAUAUUCAAUUGGCUUUACUCCCAAAUAAGUGUGCACAGGAUUGCAGCGAUAGGUUAUAUAUUUUAGCAUGAAGCUUAAGAAAAUGGAAGAAUAUCAGCUAAAUAGCUAUAGUUGGAAGUACUUAGGCUGGAGAGAGAAAAAAUACCCUCAUGCAAGUUAAUGUAGUUACAAUGUAGUUGAUAAUUUGGGGCUCUGCUGUUAUUGGUGAAUGAGGGAUGGGGAUGCAACCCUGAAAGGAAAUUUCCCUCACCCAUUUUCUUAAUAUUUUUUUCUUCCUUGCUCUCAUUUCCUGAUUUUUUUGCAAUUGUGUGAAUUAUAGAUGCAGAUGUUUUAUGGUAGGCUGGGCUGUGCAGCAGCAUUAGACAGAGGUCACUGGCUUGUGAUCACAGAGGUGGACUCCUUGUGCUUAUGGGUCAUAGCUAUUGAUGAAUAUAGUGUUGCAAGCUCUAGUUUAUCAUUAGUGCAUUGGUUUAUUUUUUAGCAACAAUAAUGAUAUUUAUUAGUUCAAUAUUAUCUUAUCAUACUUUGUUAAAACCAGGCUUGUCUGAUAUGCUGCAAGGGUGGCACUACAGUCUCCUAGAUUAGAUGUCCUCAAGACAGAUGUCCGUAAUAUUUGUGACCUUCUCAGUGCCUUUUUAAAUUAUUCAUUCUGUCCCAUUUUGACCUCACAAACCAUCAAAGAUGAUGAGUCUUCGGUGGUUGCUGAUGGAUGAAUUAGCAUAUAUAAGAAGCACAGGAUUAUUGUUGGUAGAUUCAAAUCCUGGGGGGAAAGGCCUUUCUUCCUCUGUCCCUCCCCCUCCCUUUUGAAAUAUUAAAUGCAAUUUGUACCAAACCAUGGGCUAUUCUUUACCUUAAGGUAUAUUCUGGAUUUCAGGUUCUUGGAUAGAUGGCCAAACUUCAUGUAAUGUAAAGGUUCUGUGGCUGGAAAUCCUGUUGUCUUUUCCCAUUACAAAAAGAUCUGCCUGAUUUGGAAGAGGGAGUUUAACAAUUUUUUAAUGUAUGUGUUGCAUCCACACUUCUUAGCUCCCCAUCUUUUCAGAAAGUCCUUCCCUGGGCAGCCAAAGAAGAGGAGGUAAAAUGGUCUCCGCACUUUUCCCCACCCCCAACACCAGAGGUGUAGCAACUAUCACUCCUCUCCUCUCCUCUCAUUUUGUCCCACAGCAGCCGCCCAGGCAAAUCCUUCCAGAAAGUAGGGGAGGAGUUAGUAUCAUAGCCAAUGGGAGUUGGAAGUUGGCGGAUCCUUCCAACUCCAGCAAAUGCUCCAUGCUGCAGAGCUUGAAGAUAAAUUAUAGUCGUCCCUCUGCUUGCAUCAGGUUGGCAACCCACAGCUUUGAAGGCUGCCUGCACAUUACACAUUGUAGCUUUAUUUCUAGAAGGGCUGAAGACAUACUGUUUUUAAAAAAUUAAAAACUCAGUGUUUGGGUCCUCUGCUGCCAUGAGCCCUAGUGCAAUUGCUGCAAUUGUACCAUUAUAAAUCCAUCUCUGUUAGGACUGAAUGGAUUCCUAUUGCCUGGGGUCCAAACAACUCACUAUAUCAGUCACAGCUCUGACCUCACUUAUUGGCUAAAAACAUUGAGAGGCCGGAACAGCCAGGCUGGCUCAUUUGAAAGAAAUUAUUCAGAAAGGUACCUGCAUGUUAUGAUUGAUAAAUUUCUUAUUAGAAGGGCUAGAAUCUUCUUCUUUUUUAAUGAAAGCUCUGAGUCUGGUAACCCCCUUCAGGGAUGCCAAUGAAGGCCUUCAUGGGCACCAGGUUGGUGACCUCUGUCCUAACGGACCAGCCUCCACUGAUUUUAAUUGGGAAGAAGGAGAAGCAAACAGUAGAAACAAAACAACUAAAAUGCUAGAAUUCAACCAUCUCAAUUCAUUGCUUGUAGUCACAUUUCAAAACUAUCCUCUCAGUUAACAAGGCACACUAAUGGCUUGGAGGCCCCUCAGCCCCAUGUGGCCCUAAUGCUGCACACACCUAUAAAUCCUUUCCUGCUGGGAGCAGCAACAUUGACAUUGUUGGAGUUGUUGGGGCUUGUAGUCUGCUGGUGUGGCCUUCUUAUUCCAAUCUAGCACAUUACUUUCCUAAAAUCCCUUGCAUCCUAAUUUUGAUUUCUCUUGCUGUUGUUUGUGUCUGUCGUGAGUGUUAGCUUUGAGGUAAGUCUUGUCCCCUUCACCCCCGCCCCCUAAAUUCUGGCCUUUGGUGUGAUUGAUUUAAAUCCAGUGUUAAAUGUUUGAAGACCUCUGUGCCUCUGAGUAACAGUACCCAUACCCAGUUAGAAUCCAUAGUACCUAUGGCCAGUCAAAUUAUUUUGGCAUCAGAGGCAAAAACAUGCAUCUUUCCCCUUCUCUAACUACUAGAGAAGUACAAUGGUAAUAUCUAUUGAAUUAUUUGGCACCAUUCAAAUAUACCAAAAAUAGAUGGACUCAGGUGGCUGCCUCAUUCUUCCUAAUGUUAAGGCCAACUCUGAUAUUGUUUGUCUGUGGCCACAUUCACACUAUAUAUUUACAGCACUAUGAUACCACUAUAAACAGUCAUGGCUUCCUCCAGGCAAUUCUGAGAGCUAUAGCUUGUGAAAGGUGCUGGGAGUUGUUAGGAGAUCUCUGUUCCCCUCACUCUUAAUAAAUGUAGCCCUGGAUAAUUAUAGAUACCCUGUUUCCUCCCAGAGCUACAAUUCCCAGAGCUACAUUUAACAAUCAAUCCCUCUUCCCAGGGAACUUUGGAAAUUGUAGUUCUGUGAGAGGAAUUGGUGACCUCCUAACAAUUCUCAGCACCUUUCACCAACAACAGCUCCCAGAAUGCAGCUCACUCUUCAUAUAAUGCUUUUCUUGUGGCAGGUAUAAUGGAGGCCAAUAGCUCUGUUGCUUUUGAAACAAUUAAACAAAUUAUAGGGGGACAGGUUAAUCAGAAGCUUUUACCUUUGAUAAUGAAUCAUGAUGGGGCAGUAUACCUCUGAAUAUCAAAUGAUUCUUGAGAACAAAAAAGGCAGUGUUGGUCUCACCUUCACAUCUUGCUUAUGCUGAAACAGAAUGUAGAAUUCGUUGGGAUUUUCUGUGAGCCUAGCAGGGAUCUUCCUAUGUUCUGAUGCCAUAGCUAAACCCAGUUUCAUCAUUCUCAUGGCUCAUUUUUGCUGAACCUAUUUUCUUCCUCUAGCAGAUCCCUCCAAACAAAUUCCCAUGUAUACAUGCCUCCAAUUAUUUCCCCCUUCAGAUAAUUGUUCCCUUAAAUAUCCAUUUCCCAGUUCCUUAUUCUUUAAGAUCAAAGGAAAGGGCCAAAGGUUAAAGGACAAAUCGGUGAUAGCGUAACAGGCAGGUGUUCAUAUCUCUGAAUGUAUACAUUCAUAGAAGAUGCUGAACUUAUUUGAAAUAAAGGGGUUAUUUUUCACAAUAGAAAUAGGAUUGCAGUUUAUUUCUAUGAUUCUGUACUUUUUGGUGCAGUUGAUUUGUCCAUGUUACUGGUUUUUAGUGUUAUUCUUUUCAACAUUUUAAUCUUAAAAUCCAAGGCACAUAAAUCUUAUUAUUCGGCUAGGCCCCUGGAUAUGAAACGUAAUCUAGCAAAACACAUCCUUACCUUUAAACACUUGAACAGCCUAGUUUAAAAAUCAGUAGGAUUUUACUUAAAGAUAAGUACAUCCUCAUUGUUAUAGACUGGGAUCCUAAGCAUACUUUCUGUGAAACUAAGCUCCUUUCAAAUCAAUUAGGCCUGCUUUUGAGUAAAUAUAUUCAAGAUUGAGGUGCCAGGCAGCACUUUCCAGUUCUUAAGCUAUGGAACACUUGUUACAGGAAGAGAUCUCACCUAGCACAUGGUGGGGAACCUGUGACUCUUCAGAGGGUUCUGCCAUCAUCACUGACCAUUAACCAUGUUAGAUGGGUCUGGGUGGGGGACUGGAGUCUAACAACAUCUGGAGAGCAACAGGUUUCCUACCCCUGAUCUGAAUUCUUCAUUGAAUACUUUUCACAUUAGCUGGAUGCUUCAAUUUUACACAGUGUUUAAGGGCUGCUGCUACCGUUAGAAAGUAGGAAGAAAAGAAGUGAUUUAUGAGUUCUGUGGACAAAGAGUUGCAAAUCAAGAUGUACCAUUGAGUUUUCAGAUUUGGCCUUUUUAAGUUGCUUGUGCCCUUUGGAAGCGUCUUUGUUGGAAGAAAAUAGACUGGUUAGUUAUAAAGUUAUGAAUGUUUAAAUACACCAACAUGUGAUAUAUUUUUUGUCUUUCCUGCCCCCCUUUAAAUCUCAGCUCAAAGUGGAACGGCUUAAAACACUGGUAUGACUGUGAUGUGCUUUAGCUUUGACUCAUUCCUCAUAGGAUCCUCUCUCUUCCUCAACGCUGCAGGGAUUAAUGGUGGUAAAAACUUGUAAUGGGACUCUUCAGGAUUAAUGGGAGUACAAAUGUGUUUUUUCUCAGUACCUUAAGCAGAUAAAGCCUAAAGACAUGCAGAGAAUAGGCAUGCUGACUUUUGGACUUGGAUUUCACUCAUGCUGGAAGAGGGGCAUGUGUGAAAAUCUCCCAAUAGGCUACACUUGAGGCAAGAUGGAAAGAAAUAAUCAGCACAUGAUUUAAAAGAUUACAGUUUCAAGGUGCGGCUAACAGUAAUUCUGUGCUGUCUUUUCCUCUUAUCUUGCUGCAGUAUUACAUGAUGGGUUUUGGACAUUAUAUUUCUGUUCUUGUUCCCUUUGAAGCUGCCCAUAAGAAAAUAGGAAAAUGUGAAGCUCCAUUAUCCUGAGUCAGAUUAUUGGUCCAUUUAGCUCAGUAUUGUUUAUGUUGACUAGCCGUGGCUCUCCAGGGUUUUAGCUAAGGGGUUUUCUGCCUGGAGAUUUCAGGGACUGUGCUCUACUACUGAGUAAAAUAAGAGGAGCCCUUCUAAGUCAGACCAAGAGUCCACCUAGUUCAGCUAGCCAGAUGCUUCCAGGAAGCCUGUGUAACUAGAACAGUCAACAUGCAUUCUUUUCUUUUGCUCAUACCUGAUAUUCAGAGGCACACUGUCUCUGUCUCUGAGCCUGGAGAUUCCAUUUAACUAUCGUAGUUAACAGCUGUUGAUAGACCUAUCUUCCAUGCAUUUGUUUAACCCCCUUCCCUAAGGGCCGGAUUAAACAAGACAUUGGUGGCCCAAAAUCAGAUGUCCUGUCUCUUUUAAAAGCAGCCAAGCAUGUGCAAAUUUGAUCAGGACCACGGCCAGGGAGGAGGGAUGUUAAUUAUUUUCUACCAUGCUGUUUGUCCAUUUAAAAUCCCCUCAAAGCUGCUAUUUUCUCUGCUGGGCUAACAUACAGAUGUCAAUGCAUUGAGACUCUGACACUCUGUGUAGCAGGCCCUGUACAUAGAAAUUUUGUGCACUGGAGAAUUAUUGUAACAUAUAUUUUUGCUCAGGAACCUCAGAACUGUAUUUCCCAGUAUCUCUGGUGCUGAUAUGCAAAAACCAUUCAUUCCUCUCUCACAUGAUCUACAUGGCACAUGACAUCCACAGCCUGUGUACCAGGUAGGCAGUUGCAGUAAGACUUCACUGCCCUGACCUCCUCACCCUGUUGCCAUAAUUGCACAAGUGUUUAACAUAUCUGCCCCCUUAUUUUCGCAGUACUUUGUUACUAGCGCUCACUCACGCUCAGUAUUUUAUCCCUAGUAUUUUAAUCCAUUGGAGAUGCAGCAAAUUGGUCAUUUAUAUUAACUGGGUCAGUUGGAAACAGCAAAAGAAGAAAUGUGUAACUAACUGCUUUGCUUAUCCUCUUUUCACAUUGGUGCAUAGUGCAAAGAGUGGCUUCACAUGUUUCCUCCACAGAGAGAUUUACGUGCUUCAGAUAUUGGUAGCAUUUGGUAAAAUGCUGUAUAUUUCUGGUGUGCAUAUUUGUGCUGAGAAGACUGGUGGCCACAUUUAGAAUUAACAUUUUGCAUCCGUAUUUUAUUAUUUUAUUAAUUCCCAUAAAUGCAUCUGCAUAAAAAACCUCUUGCCAGAAUUUAUCACCAACAGAAAAUUUAUUGAAUAGCAGACACCCAGAUACCUGCCUUUGAAUUAUUACAAUGAAGUUACAUGGAAAACAUCACUCAAAAUGAACUUUUCAAUUCAGAAUACAACUUGUAGAAUUGGGGUGCUGUUUCAGAUGUAACAAUGAGGGCUUAUGUGAUCCCUUAUCUCUGCCAGCAUGGAGAAGUUUGGAGUUUGGAUGCUUUAGUUGAGCUUCCUGCUUUGCAUUGGGUUAGACUAGAUGAUCCUCAGGAUCCCUUCAAACUCUACAAUUCUAUGAUUCUAUAAGUCUUCAAUUUUUAUGCAGUGAAGGGAUGAUGUAGCCUAGCAACAAGGUCAAUGUAGAGCCUAUGUAGUAACUUGGUUGCAAGAAGCUGCUCUGAUCAGAGAUUCGAUACAGUCAGAGAAGAGGUUGUGUAGUUCUGAAUUACUAAACAGUCUAGUUAACGCAGAGAUUGCAUAAAUUUGGAUUCUGCAUGGAGGUUCAGUCAAGCUACUGAACCUACUAUGUGCACUUUACUGCAUGUGACGAAAUGUGUUGGAAGAUUUCUUUGCUAAUUAGAUCCCUGCUAUGAUUUUAGCCAUUUUAGAAGAACAACCUUCUUUAAACUUGCUAUUUUUAGCUUCCUUUUAUGUUCUUUUAAUCUCAGAGUUCCUUGAUAAUUAUUUCUUUUCUUAUUCCCAACUCAGUGAUAUCACUGACUCCAAUUUACAGAGACAACUCUUAAAAUCUUGCUGCCAAGCACAUGUCAUAUUUGAGAACACCAGUGCACCAACAUUACUCAGGAAGCACUUUGGUUAUACGUUUCACCAUUUACAGGGAAGAAGUGAAAGUCUCAGAGUUUGCUUUGAGUUCCUGGCUUUGAUUCCUCACUUAGGACCUGGUAAAGGUAUAUCUGAGAGGAUGAUUCAGAAUCUGCAUUUCUGAGGGAAAUAGUGACGAAAGUUGAUGUGUAUAUUUAAAGCACAUGGCUUCCCUCAAAGACUCCUGGAAACUGUAGUUUUGUAGGUGCUGAGAAUGAUAGCUCUGUGAGAGGUAAACUAUAGUUUCCAGAGAAGCCAUGCACUUAAGAUGUGCUUUAAAUGUGAGAUGCCCUAAGAAAACUCAGCCAGCUUGGGACUCAUGAGGUCUCAAAUCAGGAUUCUGCUUAACAUUGGCUUCUUGAGGAAAUCAUCUGGAAAAGUUCUUAGAAUACACCUCUGCAUGGGGUUUCUUCCAGGGAUCAGAUUUAGAGAGUCACCCACAUAUAUCUUGAUUAGGGAUUGUGUGGCACUCUGGCAGAUUCAAUUUCCAAUUUGGAUAUUGCACUCCAUUGAUGAGGGCAAUUAUUCAAAAUCUACCUUCUGACCAAUUUUUACUUUUAAUUGUGCAAAAAUGGUGUGUGUGCGUGAGAGAGAGAGAGAGAGAGAAAGAGAGAAUAUGAAUGUGGGUUAUGUAUGAGGGUAUGGCCCUUCCCGCUGCUGACGCAUGGACUCUGGAUGGUUAGCAGUGAGGAAGUGUGGACCUUGGAGUCAGAAAGCUUCCUCCUUCCUGAAUUAUAGAAUCAUAGAACAGGAAGGGACUUCAAAGGUAAUCCAGUCUAGCAUCCUUGAUAGGUUACAAUGGAGGUCCAGACAUCACCAUCAUCAUCAUGCCACUUUUCAUUCAGUGAAUACCAAAGCAAUUCACAACAGUAAUAACUGCAAGAGACAAUAAUAGAAAAACCUGAACAGAGGAGAGGUGCAAAGAGCUUUCCUCUGUGACUGAAUAUGGUGGUGACUGAUGCAGGUGCCCUUCUACCACUUGACUGGGGGCGGGGGGGGGGAGAUGCCUAAGUAAUUUUGUAGUCCUUUCACUUUUUCUGCUCUUUUAGAUGUGGCAGCCAUAUUUUUUUUGUGCCACACUCAAUGGCAGCCUUUUUGGGACACACCCACGGAACUUCCUCAAAAUUCCAGAUAUGGCCAUUGGCCCCCCCAACAUUGGCACCCUCUGCAGUAAUCCAUACUUCAUAGUUAAUGUAUGUUGAAAACAAUACAGGGGGUAACACUUUGAAACUGCAGGGGUUAUGCAAGGUCGGGGAAAAUAAGGGAAAUCAGGUUUGAUUUUUUUUAAUGCAGUGUUGUCUUACAGCCUUGAGGUGCUACAGCAGGGAUGGGAAUCUCCAGAUGCUGUUGGACUACAAUUCCCAUCAUCUCUGACAAUUCGAGAUCCUGGCUGGGGCUAAUGAAAGUUAAGAGUCAACAAGGCCUGAAGUAGCACAGGUUCUCUACCCCUGCAAUGCAUUACAUCAUGAAACUAGUUUAAAACUCCUACAAGAUAAAUGAACACUGAAUUUGGGAAGAGUUUUCUAAUCCAGACAGGAAACAAGCAUCAGUGAUAAUAGAUAGCACACUAUCAACAUCAUUAUGUAGAACAUAAAAAGUGGAGUGACAGUUUAGUUGAAAUUCGUUGUCAGAGAUUCAUGAUGAGGACAUGGUGGAUCCUAUCAAAUUCCUGUCAGAAGGACUAUAUCAAAAGGGGGUAUUGUGGACACACAAUGGCUUCUAGUUCACUGAGCAAUGUGGUUGCAUAUCUUGGGACAUUCAGCACACUGGAGGCAACAUGAGUUAUGCAUGUCAACAUUUGGAAGAUGAAAUAUUCCUCCUUCAUAUAGACUUCUGUAUAGACAGGCUCGACUCCAAGUUUGUUUGGGCCCUUGGUUGCAAGGAAAUUGGUGGAACCCCUUCCCCUUGGCCAUUUAGUGCCACCCGUAGCUACAGCAAUUUAAGCUCACAAAAGGGCAAAAAUGUAUGAGAACUUACUAAGCUAAAUUACAGAUGAAGGGAGUUUCUGCCUGUUUUGUUUACUGGCUCUUGUGUGGUUCAGAGCUUUGUGAUAGGUAGAGAAGCAACAGGUGCAGCAUUUGAGUGUGUGAUGCAUCAGUGUAGCAGGAAAACAUCCCACACUGGAUUUCUUGGUGCCCUCCAGCUGUAGCUCAGUGGUAGAGCAUCUGUUUUUUGUGCAGACAGUGCCAGGUUUGCUCCUCAGCUCCCUCAGGUAGGCCUGGGAAAGACUUUGAAACCCUGGAGAGCCACAACCAUCGUAGAUAAUACUGAGCUAGAUGGACCAUUGGUCUGACUCGUAUAAGGCAGCUUUGUAAGUUCCUAAUAACAACAAACUUCUCAUUAGAAGACAAUAAUGAAAGAAAUGAGGGGCAGAUCAAGUGGCAAACAAACAAAAGUAAAAGAAAGCUUCUUUUCUUCUCACAAAGGCAGUAGUCUUUCGAUUGAACCCCUAAACUUAUUUAUUUACAUUUUACAGAACACACUGGGACCUUCUUCUGAAUAAAUGUAUUUGGGGUUGGGUUGUAGGAUUGAUUGAGAUGUAAGUAACAUGCUACAGUUGGGCAGGCAUGGCAUCUAUCAGGCAGGUGAGUGAGCAAAAGAAAAUACCGUAUUUUUUGCUCUAUAAGAUGCACCAGACCACAAUACGCACCUAGUUUUUGGAGGAGGAAAACAAGAAAAAAAAAAUUCUGAAUCCCAGAAGCCAGAACAGCAAGAGGGAUCGCUGUGCAGUGAAAGCAGCGAUCCCUCUUGCUGUUCUGGCUUUUGGGAUAGCUGUGCAGCCUGCAUUUGUUCCAUAAGACGCACACACAUUUCCCCUUACUUUUUAGGAGGGAAAAAGUGAGUCUUAUAGAGCAAAAAAUACGGUAACCCCAGAUAUCUUAUCCACAGUGACUUUCAUUAACUCACAUUAAACAGGACUUUAGUGAGGGAUUUAUAAAGACUUAAUAAUAAUAACCAAAAUGGUUGAUGAAAUAUUAACCACCUGUUUUUUCAUAUGUCUUGGCGGUAACCAAACUUCAAAUUUCUAGGGUGUUUGGAAAACGAUUGAAUUGGGAGCUCUGGCAUUCUGAUAAUUGCACAAUGCUUGUGUUUGUUUGUUUUUUCUAUUUUGAAAAGCUGUAUUUUCAAAACUUAUCAUAGCCACAUUCCUUCCCAGCAAUCAUAUUGUUGCCAAUUUUGUUGUUUUAUUUAGAUAUUGCUGAUAGCACUAUGAACAUCAGAAAUCAAUAAUAUUAUAUUUAGCUGUUGAAAUCAAAUAUUGCCUAUCAUGUUCCUUCCAGGAGUUUGAAUAAGCCCCGAGGUUAUCUGCACCUAACAAAACAGUAGUACUGCUUUAUGGAAACUCAAAACCACAGCCUUAUACUAGAGCUUAAGUCAGCACUAAUUUAGUCCACAGCAGAUAUGAUAAAACUAGACAAAACUGCUACAUAAACACCUCCUGCACCAAACAUUUAGCCCUGCUGAAUAUCCCCCAAAUGAAAACUUCCUUGUUAAAUUGCCAUGUAAAAUUCUAUUCACUGUUUAAAGACAAACUUUAAAAAGCGACACUUUCAUUUUAAAAAGCUGCUUCCCCUCUGUGUCUGGAAGAGCAGCUAUAGCUAAAUAAUGCUGUAUCUUUUCUUUUUUUGCCUCACGAAUAACUUACCAAAAAAUGUAAACUGAUUCUGAUUUUUCCAAGACAUUGGCUUCAAUUAUAUGAACUGUAAAAGUAUCCUUUGUGUAUCUGAAGAAGUGAGCAAGCACACGAAAGCCUAUACAAGAACAAACUUAGUUGGUCUCUAAGGUGCUACUGGAUAUUUUAUAUAUAUAUAUGUUUAUUCUUUGGAAUGUUACACUUUGAUGUUUCUUUAGAACACAUUUGUUCUUACUUUUUAAAGUGAGUUCAGAAUAAUGAUUGAUGGUUAAGUUGGCCCAAGACAUUUUGCUGCCUGAGGCAAAAAAGAUGAUCCACACACACCAACUGCAUGCAGGUGUGGCUUGCCCAGUGGAGCAGAGCUGCCACAAUAGCUUCUGGGUAGCAGUAUCACUUGCCACACACUGGUAGGGGUGAGGCACCAGCAAGGCUGGGGCUGUGUGGAUGCAUAGGUGGGAACACUGGAUUGGCUCUGCCAGUGUGGCUACACAGCCCCAACCUUGCUGCCAUCUUGCCCCUUCCCAUCCCUGUAAGCAGCAGUGAUGCUGCUAUCUGGAAGCUAUCAUUGCAGCAUCACCCUGUCAGGUAAAUGCAUAGAAUUAUGAACUGUUCCUGAUUCCGUGUUCAGAAGCGGACUGGACUAGCAGUGGAAUUCUGCUUCAAUAUUGGCAUCCUCCACUGCACCUGAGGACAACAGGCCUAAGUGCAGGGGUUGCAUGACAAGCCACAUGGCACACCCAGUUCUGUCUUCCAACAGAGGAGAGAGAAGGGUGUUGAGAAGGAAUGGUUGGAUGGUGGUGGCUUCCAUUGCUCUAAUUCCAGCAUCUGCCGCCCAGUGGUGGAGUUGGCCAUGUUCCCAGAAGCAGUUUUGCAUGUGUUCAUUCAUAAGUGCCUUCUCUCUUGUUCUUCAUAAAUCUGCAUGGAAAUCUGCAUUCUUUGUUACUUAUUUCCUCACAGGACGCACAUUUUUUGACAUAUCAUUAGAUAAAAUAUACUUUUUAUCCUAAAAUAUAUGAUUUUGUGUGCACUUUGGCCUAAAGUACACAAUUUAAUAGGCUUUUUGGUGGUUCUUUGAGCUGAGAACAGUACCACAAUGUUUGGAGGAGUGUGACAACCAAAGGAUAACUUUGUUUCAAUUUGUACAUCUGGUUGCUUGGCUUAAAAAAUGCAGAUGAAACAGAAUUCUUAAGCAUUCCUAGUUCAGAACAUCUGAGAGUUCCUAAAAACCCACCUUCUACAUAUGACCUAUUAGCAAGAGGACAUACCGUACUUGCUUUCCCAUGUUGUUCCAUUUGAAAGUGUUAAGGUACUCAAACCUGCAAUGGGUCCUGAGGCAUUCACCCUUUGUGUCAUAGGUGGAGAACCUCAGGCCUAGGAGCCAUAUGCGGUCUUCCAGGCCUAUCAGACUCAUAGGACUCUCCCUAAGCCACACCCACUCCCUGGUCACAUACCCUCUUCACAGACCACACCCCUAACUGGCCCUGCUCCACACCCUCAUUGAGUGUAUUAGCCUGGGUAGAAUGUGUUGUUGAACUCUGGUGAUGCCUCGUUCUUGCCUGGAGGGUGGGUGGAUGGUGGGGUAUGAGCGUCAGUAGAAACUAGCCCACUAAGCAAAGCAAAUUUUACAUUUAUUGAUCUGCACACUUUCCCCUCUGGCCCUGCACAUCUCUGGCGUGUGGUUUCUGGAAGAUUGUCCAGAAGGAAAUGCAGCCUUUGGGUGGGAAAAGAUUCUGCCUUCUUGCUUUAUGUCAUCAUCAAACUCUGGCACAAAAGAGGAUGCCACCAGCAGAGAAGCCUUGUGAAUUUUCAUAAUGGCACUAUGUGACAAGAUGCAACACCCCCUAAAAGCUUCCGUAUUUGGAGUCUUCCUGAUGUUUCUGCCACUGAAUUGUCUCUGCCUCACCAUGCCCAGCCUUCCCUCCAACCUCUAGCUCCCUGGCCUGGCAAAAGUACUAUGAUGACCUGCUAUGCACCAGGCCCUGAUAGGCAGCUAAGGCUUUCUGGGGGAAAGAGGAAGUCGCUUUCCUCGUCUUUCACUAAUUUUCCCAGUUCUGCUGCAGCAGAGUCACAAAUUCUUUUCACAGCCCGCCCUUUUCCUGGCCCUUUAAGGCUUAUUGCACUUGCAGGUAUUACAGGCUCAAAAUGAAUUGGUCCAAAUCACUAGUUAUUAGGGGUAGAAAUGAGGCUAUUCUUGAGGGGGGGGGAUGUUUUCUGAUAGAAUAAUUUCUGUGCAAAAAUAAGGCAUUUUCUUCAGUCUCUUCCUUCACUCCUCUAGGCCCCAUGGGUACGUGAGUGGCAGCUGGUUCCCUUCAGUGUUACAAACACAAAACCUGCAGACUAGGGAUGAAUAUUUAUGUGUGUUCCUGUCAAGUUUGCAGCCAAAGAUCUCAGAGUUUGGGUAUCAUAUGGAUCUUUGCAUUUAAUUUUCAAGAUUUCUCUGCACUGGACUGCAGAGCUAGAUCCGGUGCCUGGGGGAUGGGAGUGGUUGCAAGUUGCAGAGGUACAAUUGACAUUGAUUGAACAAUUAGCAAUUCUUUAAAAAGAUGCUGGAAGUCAUAUCUUCAAGAUUUGGAUUCUACAGCCCUAGGAACAUGAGGUGGCUCAGUGUAUUGGCAAACAUAGGUAAAGGUAAAGGGACCCCUGACCAUUAGGUCCAGUCGUGACCGACUCUGGGGUUGCGGGGCUCAUCUCGCUUUAUUGGCCGAGGGAGCCGGCGUACAGCUUCUGGGUCUUAUGGCCAGCAUGACUAAGCUGCUUCUGGUGAACCAGAGCAGCACACGGAAACACCGUUUACCUUCCCGCCGGAGUGGUACCUAUUUAUCUACUUGCACUUUGAUGUGCUUUUGAACUGCUAGGUUGGCAGGAGCAGGGACCGAGCAAUGGGAGCUCAUCCCAUCGCGGGGAUUCGAACUGCCGACCUUCUGAUCGGCAAGUCCUAGGCUCUGUGGUUUAACCCACAGCGCCACCCGCGUCCUAUUGGCAAACAUACAUGAAGCCUAUUGUUGGUUAUUCCUAGUGUAGAGACACAGCUCGGGCUGAGAGUGCUGGGAUCAUGGAUUUAGCCUGCACUUUAUAUAUGGUAAUAAAAUGUGGCAUGAUACUUUGCAACACAUGUGAUCCCACACCCCUUCCCACACCCACCUACCCACUACUGUGCAGAGUAAAGCACAUCUAAGUACUAUUGAUUUUGGAAUGACUUACAGGUACAAAGCCUUCUUUGCCUUUCUAAAAGGUUUUUAUUUUGUCCCUUUAGAAUGGAUUCUUGUGUACUGUGCAAUGUACCUUAUCAGGCUUCUCAUGUCUAAGUUUUUUUUAAUGUCCUGUAUUCCAGUAAAUGUUUUUCCCCCAUCCAUCUAUUAGCAGCACAGAAACACUCGUGCCAUCCUCAGUACUCCUUAAUGCACAUUUCUGCACAGUACUGGUGGGGAUUUUAUCUACUCUGCCAGCAGAAGGUAUUGGUAUUACCAUAGAAAAAUGUACCACCCCUGCUGGUAAGGAUCACAGCUAUUUUCAAAGAGCUCUAAGUUUUGAACUAUAUGUACACAUUGGCAGUCUGAUGUUUUUUACAGUAGGAAGUGAUGGUGUAUACUUAGGGAUGCCAUACGUCUGGAUUUCCCCAGACAUAUACGGAAUACUUUUCUGUCCAGAUUUUCACUGUUUGAAAUAUGGCAACCCUAGUAUACUUUUCAUAUAACUGCUGUGUCCAUGUAAGAUAAGUUUACUGUGUGUGCACCACAUAGAUCCAUAGUUUAUAUGGUUACAAGGAGAGGCGUUGCAAGGUGGGUGUGUUGGGUGCGGUCUGCCCCAGGUGCCACCUCUGAGGGGGGUGACAAAAUGCUGUGCGGCACUCCGCAUCUGUGAGAGACAGUGUGGCUUUUGCACACACAGGCUUCCCGCUGCCAAAACGUUCCCCAGAAAAGCUCAACAAUUCUGGCUCCCCCAAAAAGAGCCAAACCAUUAUUGCAGGCUGGCUAAAUAAAUAAAUAAAUAAAUAAAUAUAUAUAUAAAAAUAAAAUUCAAUGGGGGAGGGGUUACAAGACAUUUUCCACACUGGGUACCACUUGACCUUGCUACGCCAAUGGUUACAAGUUUGUGGGGUUCCUGGACUCCCCUCCUAAUUCUGGGAUGCCAGAUAUUGAAUGAGAGACAGACUUUGGUCAUCUUUCAUCAUAUGGUGCUCUGUGCAAAGCCAAAAUUUGGUGACCCCCAAAUGGAUCUUCUCAAUUAUGGAUCUUCUCAAUUUUGCGCUGUUUCGUCUUGGCACCCUUUGUGGGGGAACCACCUGCACCUCCCUGAAUCCGGCGCUGAUUGAAUUUAGCAUUUUGAAAAAGCCAGGGGCCAGCCUGGUGAUGGCAUACUAAUGAUGAGUCGUUAGCUGGGACAAAGGGAGUGGCUCAGUGCCAGAGAGCAAAUGGGAGGGGCCUCUUUCUCAAUUCAGAAUUAUUUAUGAAGACAAACCAUUUCUGAAGUAGAGUUUUAGAGUUGGAAGGAGAGCAGUUGUAUUCAAGACAAGAGUUUUUGCUUGAUGUAAGCAAGAGGAAAGAUAGUUGCAUUUUCCAAGCUGGCAAAAGCGGGUGUCAGAGCAAUGUGGGCUGACUGUCUGAAUCCAAGGCAGGACCCUCUCAGUGUGUAAUGCUGAAAGCCCCUCCAUCAUAGCUCAGGUGCUAUAUAUUUGUCAAUAAACCAUAUUAUCAUAAAGACACCACAUUCUCCACCAUGCCUCAUUCCUAAAGGAAACACAAACCCCGGGUAAGUGCCUGACCCGUGGAAUCUUGCACUGCUCAGAGAUUGGGGUGGUGUGAUAUUUUUGCUACAAUAUCAAUAUCAGGUUUGACUGUUAAGCAACUUUCACUGUCUCCUUCAUUGUGCCCGUUAUUAGAUUGGCAAAAGUAGCUACUAAGCCACGCAAAAUGCCUCUCUGCAGGAGUGAGGAGGGAAUUUUCCAUUUACUUGAAAGCCCUUGGCAUAAUUUCCACCUCUUAAUGCUGUUUUUGGGCCCCUGGCUUACAUCUCAACUCACUUUUCCCACCACUACUUCUCUGUGUAUGGAUUUUAAGGAGUUUUCGUAAUUGUCAGUGCUAAAGUUUACUGCUCAUAAAACCCCAGAAAGCAUUGAUUGUGACUUGGGUAAACCAAGUAGCAUAUAAAAUCUUACAGCAGUUCAGCCUGAAAAGAGUUUUAUGAGGGAUGAAUUUACCAGGAGCAGCAAGGGGCCUGCAAGAUGGCUGCCAUCCCAUUUUCUACCCUUUUCUGCCAAAAUAAAAUAAGAGGAGUUAGAGUGAGAUGUUCUCUGUACUGUAGCCAUCAGUUAAACUUUGCUGCCUUUAGAUAUGGUCUGUUCAAUACAUUGUGGAAUGAGGAGCAUCACUUCAAAUGAAGGGAGAUGCCAGCGGUCCUAGAAAAGAUUUGGAAGCAUCUUUGAGACAAAUAGCUUUGUGAGUCUGCUACAGAAAAAAGUAACCAAGUGUUUUGCGGUACCUGAAAGAUUAAAAGGUGUAUUAUGGCAUAAGUCUUAAUGGACUAAAAUUCACUUUGUCAGAUGCAUGAAGUGUUAUAUUCAGUUGUGUGGCCACACAUGCACAUGUGGGUGGAGGUUAUAGAUGGAGCCAUAUUCCCAUGAGUUGCAUAAAGUGCGGUCUGUGAAAAUUCUGUGUGAAGCUUAAGAUAAGCUAAGUGACCAUUCAUAACACAAGUAAUUGGGGAUAACACAAUCACCCUAGCUUUGCUAUGUUAAUUAACACCUGUUGUAGUCCUGGAAGGUAGAAAUUAUUGUCUUAUAGCCAAAACAGACAAUAAUUGCAUGGAUUACAAAUUUUUGAAAAAUUGCCACCCAGCAUGGAAGGAGGGUGUGUGUUUUAUUGGAACUACAAUGCACAAAAAGGGACAAUUAACUAUUUCCUCCCCAAUCACAGAACACCACCAUUAAACUGCAAUCAGCAUUGGAAGCAAGCUCCAUUAGUGCCAAUGGGAACCUUUUUGUAAUACUAAUUGUGGUGGAGGGCCAUUUUUGUCAGACUCAUGGGUGGGGAAGGAUUAAAACUUUGCCGUCCCAAUGUAAAUGAUUAAAUUCCAUACAAGUAUUGUUGGGAUAUCUGAGAAAUGAGACAGGACCAAAGCAACUAGAUCCUCUAGGUAAUUUCUGUUCCCAUUUUCCAUUUCAAUCAUCUCUGGUUUAGUUUCAUUCCUCAUUUCAUUGUCAGUUCCUUCUAAUCUUGUCAAUUUUGUAUCUAUUUUUCCUCUAAUACUUCUAUUUUUCAUUAAAUGACUUUUGUUUGCUCUGUAACCAUCUUCUAAUGUCCACAGUAAGCAAGGACCCUGAAGAUCUCAUUCUUUCUUGCAGUUCUUCCAUAAGAUCAGGGAAAAAUUGCAAUACAUUAGAACAUACAAUAAUUUGAAAUACUAAAACAGCUUAAAUUUCACAUUGUGGUAUGUUCUGGGUAUGAACUAGGACAAUGUAGAGAUAUGAGAGGUGUUCAGCAUUUUUUCAGUAUACAGUGGUGAUUAUGUAUAUGACCAUUACCAGACACAGUAUUUGCCCAUAGUGAACCUGGUGCAUGGAAUGCUCUUGUCUCAUCUCGAUGGUGGGGUCAAAACUUAUUGAAGUGGAAUUUCUCAAGGGUCUUCUGACUGGGUCUGUAUAAUGAUGUCCUCAUGAAGAGGAGGGUACAGAAGCUUGAAGAAGUGUUGUUCUGAAUCAGCCACAGAGCAUAUUAUUAAACAAUGUGAAUACUCACAGCAGUGCUUUUGACUGGAUGAUGUAUGGAAACUGUUCAACAUAUCAAAUUAAGACGGGGAUUAGAAUCCCCUUUACUCAAAAUCCAUUAUGUGAAGAAAGUGAAGGCAGCAGAGGGAAUUAACGCAGACAUACUUAUUCUGCAGGGGGCUUGUGGAUAUGGAAAAUACUUCCCAGAAGUAUUUGUAAACUUCUGUCUUCCCCUUUAGGAAAAUGUGCAAAACAUUCUUAAGAAAUCAUUAUCUUGCAUUAACGUUUUUGAUUCAUGAACUUAUAACUUGAAGCUCUUGCAAUAGAUCAUACUCUUUCUUUGAGAAAUUAUUUCCAUAAAAUGCUAUAAUGUUUAGUAGAAAGACGAGUCACUGUAUUUUUCCAAUUCCACUUCAAUGCCAGGCAAUUUUAAAUUUACAUAAAUUAAAAUGGAUGAUACAUGUGGAUCUCACUGAUUUAGAUUGUAGACCAGAUGUAGACAACCUCUGGAGUUCCAGAUGUUGCUGAAGGUCAACUCCGAUCAUUCCUGGUCACCAGCUCUGCUUGUUGGGAGUUGAAGUUCAGCAACAGCAGGGGCGGCGGGGGGGGGGGGGCAAAAGUUCCCUACACCUGUUUCAGACCAUGCCAGCUUUCAGAGAAUCAUUAGGACCAAGUAGGCUUUCAGAUGAUGUGGCUAGUUUUAGUUCCAGUGUAAUUAUGUUGCUCCUUCUGUAUCAGCUGUAUUUUUCUGUAUUCUUUAUUUAUUAUUACCUUUGGGUCCCAGAAGAGAAUUGCAUGUAAAAUGUCGGUCAUGAUCAUGAGUGGAAGGGAGUUUCUAUAUACUAAAGACUCAUGAGGUUGUAUGUAAUAUAGUGUACCUCUGUUUACAAACAUGCAUUGCACUCCCCACUGCACACACAAUGAGACCCCAACAAGUAUGAGCUAGGCCAUUCAGUUUUGGGGAAGAGUUUUGCCCUCUCACUGUACCAAUAUCCUCAAAUGCAGCAGUUUACUUUCCUCCCUAGAAAAAAAUUUGGCAGCAAUCAAUUUAUAUAGGAGAAAGUAAAAAGGUGGACUAAUGGAUAUUGUUAUGCAUGUCUAAACUUGCUCCCUGACACUGGUAACGCCAGUGGACUCAGCCAAUGGGAAUCGUGAGCAUUCUACAUAGAAUCAUAGAAUGGUAGAGUUGGGAAGGACCCUGAGGAUCAUUUCAGUCCAACUCUCUGCAAUGCAGGAAUAUACAACUGUUCCAUAUGGGGAACAAACCUGCAACCUUGGCAUUAUCAUACUCUCUAAGCAACUGAGCUAUCCAGGAUGUCUAAGCCUACUUAUACUUGCAUAGCUGCAUCUCUUCGUCUACACACCACUAUUAUAAGUUAGAAUGUUCUUUUGUGUGUCGAUUUUUUAAAAAUGGCUAGUCAUUCCGUCUGCCAUCUCAGGAUUGGCAAGCACAUUUGAAGAUAAUUUCAACAGUGUAGUAGAAAAUAUUCUUCUAUUUAGGGAAAUAUUUUGUUCUGUGUCAGCUUUAAAACAAAUAUUACAGUUGAAAUACAUUCUAUGUGGUUGCAAAUGCAGCAGGUGAUUUCACUGUUUCCGCUGCUUUGGUUUUGAUAGUGGAAUUGCUGUACUGCUUUUUAAUUCAGCCUCUUGUCUCUUUGGCAGUAUAACGUGUUACAGUGAAAAUAUCAAAUAAAGCUACUGCAUUGUGCAUGGUUCUCCUUCAUGAACAUGUAUAGCUUUCUUGGAUUACAGUCCUUAUGCAUGGCAUGCUGUGGCCUGGUUCCAACAUGCCAUUAAAGCUCUGAAAUAACUACCAACUUGAUAUCCCAGAAAAUCUGGUUCUCUCUCAAAUAACCACUGAGAAAACAACUUGAGAGCUUUUCUUUCUCUCUUUUUCUCCAGUUCCAAAACCCAAAUGCUUUCUCGCCACCUUUCCGCUUUGGGACAGUUCCUAAUGGCAGUACAGAGAGGAACAUUCGCAACAAUUACGAACUGAUGCACGCCUACAUGGUGAAGUUCAACCAAAGAUCGGUGGGAGAUGCGCUAUCCUCAUUAAAGACAGGGUGAGAUUGCCUCUUCCCUAAAGAAUAAGGUUGCUAAUGUAAACCUGUGUGUGUAAUUCUCUUGGGAUUUUGAAGAACCUUCUCCCUGAUAUUCCUGCUGCUAAAACAUUGCGUAUAAUCCAUGUACCACAACGUUGUCAAGAACAAUUUAUCUCAUCCAUUAUUAUUAUUUUUUGUUCUUUUCGGCUAGAUAUGUGCAAGUAAUAUAACAAUGAUUCUUCCCCUUCUUACAUCAAUGCAGACUUUCUGAAAAGCAGAUUAGCUGCUGGAAAUAUUGCCUUAAGAUGCAAUGCAAUAGUUGUGGCUAGACAUCACCUAAAAUUCUUUAUUAUUGAAAUAACUAUGAUAUUAUCUUAAUCCCUAAUGUUAAUUGCUAUAUAAAAAUAUUAGUAAGCUGGGGAUCCUAACCACUAUUAUAUGAGGGCUGCAUCUUUUCCAUGGUAAACACACACAUACUAUACUUGUGUAAACUCACAGGUAGCCCUAUUCCAUUGAUUCAGCUUGUGUUCUGUAUCAGCGUAUAAACUGGGAGCAGUACUACACUGACUAACCUUGCUCUUGAUGUCACAUGUGUUUUAUGAAGGAGUCUAGAUCAUCAGUGACAGAAUAGCAAUCUUCUGAGGAAAAACCAGUUGUGGAGAAUCACUUCACCUCUUUGGGGUCUUCUAUGUUCAAUAGCUGUCAUUUUUGCAUACAACGAAUAUAUUUCCAUUAUGCCUUUGGCAUCUGCACAUAAAGCACAAAUGUCUGCAAGGAAGAGGCCUUCACAUGUCACGCUGUGCCUCAAAGGCUUCCUCCCUGCAGAUGUGGAUACUAGGGUACAGCUAGUCAGUGCACAUUUUAUAAUGGGAGAGGGUAAGGGCCCCACUUAUGCUUUGCUGCAAGGCAUGAUUCAGGUUGCCUGAAUAGAACUUUUAAAUUAUUGUGUGCCAGGGAACCAUAACUGAACCAUUUUGCAAAGGCUCCAUACAACUUCUGCACCUAUGUAAAUGGCUUGCCAUGUUAUUUCUCAACAAAUUUCUUUUUGGGGGCAGCUGCUGCUGUCCCAGAAACCUUCUGACCCACCUGGCGAGCUAUGAUUUUUCCAUUACAUUUGAGGUUAUUAAUUCCUAUCUCUCCUCUUCCUCCUCUACAUUGCCCAGAAAUCAGAUUAUUCUACUGGUGGAGGGAGGACUGCUUAUACACAGUUUGUUCCCUGGAGAAUGCAAAUUAAAGUUUUUAUUUGUCAUGCUAGGCUGCUACUCACCUGAUAACCUGGAACAAAUAAGGAUAAUUUCCAGGUGACCAGACAGGGUAGCUUUGGGUCUAUUUUUCUUGUUUGAGGGGGAGGGGAAGGGAAUAUCACUAUGUCACCCUUUCUACUCAUAUAAAGACAAACUACACAUUAUGUAAAUCCAUGUGGAAAUAUUUGAGCAAUGAAGACAGGAAAUGCUUCAUGGUGCAACAGAACAAGGCAGCAAUUCUAUCAUUGAAUGCUUCAAAAUGUAGCUGGUGCAAACACACACUUAUUGCUGGGACUAGUACAGUGGUGCCUCGCAAGACGAAAUUAAUCCAUUCCGCGAAUCUCUUCGUCUUGCGGUUUUUUCGUCUUGCGAAGCACGGCUAUUAGCGGUUUAGCGGCUAUUAACGGCUUAGCGGCUUUAAGAAAAAGGAAGCAAACUCACAAGAACUCGCAAGAUGUUUUGUCUUGCGAAGCAAGCCCAUAGGGAAAUUCGUCUUGCGGAACGACUCAAAAAACGGAAAACUCUUUCGUCUAGCGAGUUUUUCGUCUUGCGAGGCAUUCGUCUUGCGGGGCACCACUGUAAUUUAUUUUUCCAAUUGGGCACUGAUUCUUUUUCUUCUUUCUUUCAUUUGAGGUUAGUGGGACACCAUAAAGCUAACGUUACUGCCCUCAUAGGGAGACAUAACUUGAUCUCCUAACCACUUGUCAUCUUUAAAGAUGCCUAUGGGAUUCUUCCCAUAAGCAGGGGUCCUGGCUGAAGCUAAUUUGAAUAAUUACAUUUUGGUUAAUGCUAUCUUUCCAGCUGCUUGGUUGGGGAAAUGGUCUGCUUUGCUUUCUUAAUUCACAACAUAGUUACGGUAGAAAUGCUGCUGAAUUCACAAGCUGAAGAAGAAAGUGUUGUUCAGUCAUAAAUGAAAUGGUUUACAUGGGCUGCAUAGGCAUCUUUAAAUCAAAGUUAACUAAAUUGUGGCCCUCCAAAUGUUGCUAAACUCCCAUCAUCUCUGACCAUUGGCCAUACUGUCUGUUUAGAUCCAUUGGAAGAUGCUGCAGAUUUGUGUGGUGAUGCUACAACCUGCCUUCAUCUCAAUGCUGAUUGUGCCCAAGCAAUUGUUCAGCCUGGCUUCCUCUGUGUUUGGUUACCUGAGGUCACAUGGGAGUUCUCAACUUCCUUCAGCAUCACAUGAUUUAGGUCUGCACAGACUCUUCUCUUUACUUCAUUCUCUCUUGUUUCUUGACAUCAUGCAGGAAGCUGGAUGCUUUUAUUUAUGAUGCAGCUGUGCUAAACUACAUGGCUGGCAGAGAUGAAGGCUGCAAGCUGGUGACAAUUGGGAGUGGGAAGGUCUUUGCUUCAACGGGCUACGGCAUUGCCAUCCAGAAGAAUUCAGGCUGGAAGCGGCAAGUGGAUCUGGCAAUCCUACAGCUCUUUGGUGAUGGUAAGUGAUCUGGAUGAGGAACUAGGAGUGCGUCUCCAUUGAGUGAAGCUAUUAUCCCCUACUUACCACUAAUGCUAAGGCAAAAGCAACAACAACUAGCCGGCAGCAAUGCUAUCAUUUUUUUGUUACUCACCCGUACUAUGAACUUCUGGUGUAUUGUGGCUAUUCUACUUUGUCGCUAUUAUUUAUUUAUUAAAAUUAACUUAUAUGUGGACCCACCACCCCACUGCCCCAGUAUAGUUUUCCGGCUAGGUAAAUCCAACAUAAGUGGCAAUGAAAUUAGAGGACUGGAGGGUUAGGGAGGAUCAGUUCUAUUUUUCUAGAAAAAGAGGUGCCAGAACUCACCAUGAAUGCCUCCCUUGUUCUCUUAGAAUGGCAAUGGCACCCACCAGAGAGGUGCUGGAACUGAGCUCCAGUGAGUUCCAGCUGAAAAACAAGCCCUGGGCAGCAUCUUUCCUUUCUAAAUAGUGGCUCAUGAGAGGAAAAGCUGUGCUUAAAACUCACCCACUGUUCACUCUGCUUCCUUCCCACCCAUCUUUUCCAGGUGAGAUGGAGGAGCUGGAAGCUCUCUGGCUCACUGGCAUCUGCCAUAAUGAGAAGAACGAGGUAAUGAGCAGCCAGCUGGACAUCGAUAACAUGGCCGGAGUCUUCUAUAUGUUGGGAGCAGCCAUGGCCCUCAGCCUCAUCACCUUCAUCUGUGAACAUCUCUUUUAUUGGCAAUUCCGCCACUGCUUCAUGGGCGUUUGCUCUGGCAAACCUGGCGUUGUCUUCUCCAUCAGCAGGGUGAGUACUUUCAGCCUCAAGGAAAUAAAGCCACCAUCACGACCGUUCCCUCCAUCCAAGCCAACUUAGGCUUGGAGUUUUAUUAUUUUGCAAUUUUAUCUACUAUGCUUCUAGACCUCAAACUAGCCUUUCUCAUUACUUCCCCUUGUGCCUAUGGCUGUCAUUUCUGGCCUCUAGGUAAGAGGCAUUUGGCCUUCAGAGAGAAAAUCUAGGAAAAGAAAAUGGAACUUUGAAAGGUUGGGAAAAUCUAAAUUCUUGGGACAGUGGCCUCAGCCACUUCUUCAACAAGGUGUGAAAAGGUUUUCUGUAAUUCUUGGUAAUUUAUCUGAAAGAACAAGAGCAUCCUUGCUAUGCAACAGGUGGAAGCCACCUGUUUCAAGCAGCACUAUAAGAGGAGCUUGAAUGAAGGCAGGACCUGGUCUCUGAAUGGUACAGCAAGACUUUUUCAAGUGUUGGUUCAGGGGUUGGAAAGUGGCCACUAUUUCAGCUUUGCUUCAGAGUAAAUGUCUUGGAGAAGCAUAAUGAAAGACUCAAAACAAGAAGGGGGGUUUCUUUGGAGCAGAACAUUGUGUAGAACUCUGACUUUUAGGUAACUCCCCCCUCCCAUGUUUCUGAGUAGAUUUUACUGACAGAAACAAAGGACACUUAGAUCAGAAACUUUCUCUCUAGCAAAUAAUUUCUGUAUGAAUUUCCUUGAAUUCCAAAAUUCUUUCCCUUUCAUUAUUUCAAAUAUUAUUAUUUAUUUAGUAGAUUUUUUUUUAUCUCCCUUCAGCAGUAACAAUCUCAUGGUAGCAUACAAUAGCUACACAACAAAUUGUCUCUCUCUCUCUCUCUCUCUCUCUCUCUCUCUCUCUUUCACUCACACUCACAAACACACAAUUAUAUUACUACAUUAAAAACAUUAAAACAGCAGCUAUCAUUAGAUCAGAGCCUGAAAAAUCCAAUUAUUUCCAAAUGCUUGCAGAAAGAGAUGAGUUUUCAAAGUAGCAAAAACUAAACAAUUAAGGGGCAAGCAGAACUUCCUGAGGGGUGGCAUUCCAUAGCCAGGGCACCACCAGUAAGAAGGCCCUGCUACUAGUUAUCACUCCAAUUCUUGAGCUGUGGAAAACAUACAAGAAAGUUCAUUUCUCUGUCCAGUUAGAGAUUAUGAACUGCACAAGGCUGCAUUGACAGAUCUCAGCCAAUAUUAUUACAUUGUGUGAUGCUGCACUAAGGAAUCAGAUGCUCCUGCAUAAGCUGCCUUUUACUUAAUAAAUUUAUCAGUUUGAGUUCCUAGGAUUAAAGAUGAUUUGGAGGUGACAAUGUAAAUGUUCAUUGUUAAAAUGUGGAUUUUUUCAUCAUUACUUUCUUUGCUUAACAGACUAGGCUCUUAAUUGUAAAACUCUGAUCCAUUUUUAGGAUGCUUUUAAAAUGCGGAAUUCUUUGACCAGAAAAGUCAAACUCAGACAAAGUAUUAAGACAGCAUAAUUCUGGUUGGGAAAAUCUAUUUUGUACAACUUCCUAAUUUAUACAAUUCUUUAACAGGACUAGGGAGAAAGAGCUGGAACUCAUACAGCAAUUGUGGGUCAGAGUCUGUAAUCAAGAUGAAUAACAAUGACUAGAGGCUAUGCAGAGGGUCAGGAAACUGUGCCAAGUGAACCAAUAUGUUGUACCUCUAAAAGUCAUGUCCUGACAGCCUCAAAUUUCUGACUGGUUAUAUGUUUCCUCAGACCCGUUUCCAAAAUCUGUAAGCUAAAGAAUAUUUGCAAAGGAAGGAGUUGGACUCAUUUAGGUAUUCUAAGUAAGAAGUAUCACAUUGAAUCACGCCUAGAAACUAAAUGUAAACAAGUGCUGUGGAUCAAAGGCUUGUCUAAUGGCCUACCUGCAGUAGUUGGAGAUUCAGAAUAAUCUCAUGUGCAUGAUUACAAACUGUCUGAAGCGCUUACCAGGGCAUUGGAAAACAGUGAUCAAAUCCUGCAGCUAGUGCUUAAGGUGUAACCUUAAACAGUACUCCUGACCACAGCACUCUGAGCAUCUGAUCUGUAAGAAACAUCUGCAACCAUGUCUAAAAAAACCAAACCACUUCAAUAAAGGUCUGAAUAAAUUUCUAGAUUUAUUGCAAUUUAAUAAUGAAAGGGCAAGGGAUAGACGGGCAAAGGUGGAGGAAGAUUAAAAGUGGAAGAACCAUUAUGAUAGUGUCUAGAUUGUCUCAUCUCCCAACGAUAUCCCACUGAGGAUCCUAUUUAGCAAAGGACAAGGUUCUUUGUCUCAGUCCUCCAAGCUCUGCAUCUCCCCUGCUGGAAUGCUCCUCUGCUAACCUCCCUUUGCUUUCCCCCAUUGCAGGGUAUUUACAGCUGCAUCCAUGGAGUGGCUAUUGAGGACCGCCAUUCUUCCAUGAACUCCCCCACUGCCACCAUGAACAAUACCCAUUCCAACAUUUUGCGCCUGCUCCGAACAGCAAAGAACAUGGCAAACCUUUCAGGUGUCAAUGGCUCACCACAAAGUGCCCUGGAUUUUAUCCGUCGCGAAUCCUCUGUCUACGAUAUCUCUGAGCACCGCCGUAGCUUCACUCACUCCGACUGCAAGUCUUAUAACAACCCCCCCUGCGAGGAAAACCUCUUCAGUGAUUAUAUUAGUGAGGUGGAAAGGACCUUUGGUAAUCUGCAGCUGAAAGAAAGCAAUGUUUACCAAGACCAUUAUCAUCACCACCAUCGCCCCCAUAGCAUAGGGAGCGCCAGCUCCAUCGAUGGACUGUAUGACUGUGAUAAUCCACCCUUCUCCGCACAGCCUCGAUCUCUCAGUAAGAAGCCAUUAGAUAUCGGUUUGCCGCCGGCCAAACAUGGCCAGUUAGGUGACCUUUAUGGCAAGUUGUCUUUCAAGAGUGACCGAUACAGCGGUGGAGGGGCACAUGACGAUUUGAUCCGUUCAGAUGUCUCGGACAUAUCGACUCAUACCGUGACUUAUGGCAACAUUGAGGGCAACGCUGCAAAGCGGCGAAAACAGCAGUAUAAAGAUAGUCUAAAGAAGCGGCCAGCCUCGGCCAAGUCACGGAGAGAGUUUGAUGAGAUUGAACUGGCCUAUCGCCGGCGUCCCCGUUCCCCUGACCACAAGCGCUACUUUAGGGACAAGGAAGGGCUACGGGAUUUCUAUUUGGACCAGUUCCGGGCUAAGGAGAACUCACCGCACUGGGAACAUGUGGAUCUGACGGAUAUUUAUAAAGAGCGGGGAGAUGACUUCAAGCGUGACACUAUAGGGGGAGCAGGGACAUGUACUAACAGGACCCACCACAAACACGGGUCGGGGGAGUUUGGAGCAAACAAUGAGCACAAGCACAGUGUUGUGAGUGGGGUACCAGCGCCAUGGGAGAAAAACCUCACCAAUCUCGAUUGGGAGGAACGCCCUGGCGCUAACUAUUGCCGCAGUUGCCCAUCAAAGCUGCAUAACUACACUCCGACUGUGGUGGGGCAGAAUUCCACCCGCCAGCCAUGCAUCCGGUGUGAAGCCUGCAAGAAGGCCGGAAACCUCUACGACAUCAGUGAGGACAACUCCCUUCAAGAGCUGGAUCAGCCAUCUGCUCCUGUGCCCGUGGCAACCAGCACCUCCACUACCAAGUAUCCUCAGAGCCCUUCCAACUCUGCCUCCAAGGUGCAGAAGAAGAAUCGCAACAAGCUACGCCGGCAGCACUCCUACGACACCUUUGUGGAUCUGCAGAAGGAAGACGCCGCCCUGGCCCCCCGCAGCGUCAGCCUGAAGGACAAGGGCCGCUUUUUGGAGGGAAGCCCCUAUGCCCACAUGUUUGAGAUGCCAGCCAGCGAGUCCACUUUUGCCAACAACAAGUCCUCAGUGCCCGCCACCAGCCACCACCACCACAACAAUCCUGGCAUUAGUGGUGGUUAUAUGCUCAGCAAGUCGCUCUACCCCGACCGGGUCACUCAAAACCCUUUCAUCCCCACUUUUGGGGAUGACCAGUGCUUGCUCCACGGCAGCAAAUCCUAUUUCUUCAGGCAGCCUGUGGUGGCAGGAGGGCCCAAGGCCAGGCCAGACUUCCGAGCCAUUGUCACCACCAACAAGCCGGUGGUCUCGGCCCUCCAUGGGGCUGUGCCAGCCCGUUUCCAGAAGGACAUCUGUAUAGGGAACCAGUCCAACCCCUGUGUGCCUAACAACAAAAACCCCAGGGCUUUCAAUGGCUCCAGCAACGGGCAUGUUUAUGAGAAACUUUCCAGUAUUGAGUCUGAUGUCUGAGUGAUGGGGAAAAGCAUGGGAGGGGAUGGUGCUGGAAAUGCAACGUGUGGGAGGGGCAGGUGGUGGGUUCAGACCUAGUUCCCAUUUGCUACUCUUCUGCUACUCUUUUUUUCUUUGUGGAGUAUUGGAGUUCUGCUUAGGCAGCGCUGAUGCGAAGUGCCACCUCUUUCUUUCCCCAGAUCCCCCAUCCCCAAUGAUCUCUUUUCAUUUCUCCACUCACAGUUCCAUUCCUGGCCAUCACAUGUCAGAGCUUAGUAGCUUAGCUUGUGUUUUCACAGUUGGGAAAGGCAAAGGCAUGGUUGAGGAGAGGCCAGCAUACGAGUGGGAGCAAUAGCCGCAGAGUUUGGGGUUUUCUCGGCGCCAAACUGUGAUGGUUAGUACAGAUACAAGAAGGUGGCCUGAGGCGGAGAAUGGAAGAGAUAGAAUGGGCAUGAAGAAGAUACAGGUCUUCUUACAUAUGUACUUUUAAGCAAAAUUGAUGGGACGUGAAUAGUGUGGGAUCAACUUAAUGCAUUUUAUGUUGAUUACAUGCAAAAAAUCAUUCAGUUCUUUUGUGAAGACUCUGUGGGUUAAAGGCUGAAAUAUGGAGUUGCAUAUAUACAUAUACAUAUAUAUAUAUACUGAAGAUAAAAAUGUAUUGAAAUCUUGGUAUAUUUACCAGGGGGAGGGGAGGUUUGAUAUGUAUGCAGAUCUAGCCAGUAGACCAGUCAACAGUAACCCAGUGAGGUCACUUCUGAAAGACGAAUUGGAAUGAUAAAAGCGAAUGCCAGUGAAACUUUCAGCAAAAGUCUUGGGAAAAUUCAAAUGUUGGGGUCCCAGGGGAGGUUUUGUUGCAGGUUUUGUGCUACUCAUGAACAACUUGUUAAUUUUGAAAUGGUGAAAUAUCAAAUAUGGGUUGGUUUAUGCACAAGCUUAAAUGUGAAAAUUAAUUGACAUGAACCAUCAUAACAACAUGAGUUUCUUAUCGCUACGAUAUUUAGUAGACAAACCCAGCAGAGCAAACCUUUCCAAUGCAAGGGAACAUAAAGGGCAGUGAAUGAAAAGAAGAGCAGGGCUGGCAACUCAAGCUCCACAGUUGUUCUGAUGAAUUUAAUCUGGCAGGGAGAAGGCUCAGCCAUUGCUCCCUCCUCUAGCAUAUCAUGCAACACGAGCAAGAUGAAUAAUGGAAAGGCUUUCUCUGCUGAUGUUGUAUUUCCUCUGAGUAGAAAGUAGGAAGAAGGCGGUGGUGGUGGUGGUGGGAAUAGGGCCAGCACAACUCAGACAUGUGUAUAUGUGUAUUUAUUGAAUAUAUUCUUAUAUUUGAUAAUUAUAGUGUUGUGGAAAUACACGGCUUGUCUUCCACAGGGCAUGAGGAGAUGAAUCAUCAGAUCCUACUGAUGCUGUGGUGACGACUGGAGAGCAGAGUUGGAAAGAUGUGGGGAAUAUUGUUGUGAAGGGGGCCGGCAGGUUCAAAAGUGCAAAAGCGGUAUCACUUAGCAUCUUGAGAGUUGUUCUGGCCCUGUCCUCAAUGCAUAUAGUACUGAUAACAGCAGUUUGGCUACCAAGGAGGAAUAACUGUAAAUGCAAGUUAAAAUGAGACACUUGUUAGAAGCGAUAUUGUUUCGUUUACAGCAGGAACCCUCAGGUAAGGGCAACAGGUCCAUUGUUGCUUCCCAAAAAUGUGGCAAAGCACCUCACUUUUUCAUGGGUCUGUUGUUCUGCUUUCCUAACUGGAAAGGACUGUGAAAAGUGCUCUUCGGCUAUCUUGGGCACAUUGCAGUAGAACUGAACGCAUGGACAGGCACAGGCCCUGAGCUUUGGAAGCAGCCAUUCUUUUUCGAGCCACAUUUCCUGCAGCUGAUUCUCUUCUCAUGUAUCCUUCCAACCAUACCCUACUUGGCUUUAUCUUAAUACCUUUCUUGCAUUUAAGCCAACUGAAGGCCUUGUUUUUUUGGUAGGCAGAGGCCAGGAGGAAGGGCCUGAACAUUUUGUGAAAUCGGAUUCCCCCACCUCCUCUGGAUUUACUAAGCAAGUUAUGGAAGGAGGGAUGCCCUCUCUAUGGUUGGAGGAGUAGAACGCCUUUUUGUUCCUCUCUUCUUUCUCCUGUAAAGAAAAUAAUGCUUGCUUAGCAGUCUGCAGAACAUGGAGUGAACCCUCUGACAAGAGCAGUUGAGAAGGCAUUCAUUUCAUUUGUAAAUAUGGUUUUCUUUUCUAUUACAUUUUGUACAAACUAGUGCUUCUCUUCUUGUGAAUAUUCAGGUUUGGAGAGAAGAGGGAUUUUAGGUUGUCCUCCCAUCCCUGCAACUUUCAGGCGAUGUGUCUGGAAGUUGUUUGAUGUGGGCCCAGGCUGUUAAAAAUGGGGGAGAAGGAGAGAAAACUGCAUGCAUUGAAUACCUCUAUCUACACACCUGCCACCUUUUUUCUUCAUGGUUCGAAAAUAUAUUAGAUCACCUCUAGCCUUGCUAGCAGGGCUUUCAUGUUCUAAUGGAAGCACACUAUAUCUCCCUUGCUUGAUUCUAAACUCCAUACCAUAACCCUUCUCUGGAAUCUGGGUCCUGGGCAUUGUGCUGUUUUCCCUUGGUGAUGAAGCAAACCAUCAUUUUGAAUGUUCAGUUUAGAUCAUCACCCAACACUACAGGGACUUCUCCAAAGUUAAUGUUGGCUUGGAAACCUUGGGACUGGGAAAUCUCAGUUUACUAGUACUUCUUAAGGUUUAUUAAGCAGCUGGGUUUGAUCCUACUGAUUAAGCCUGCCUUUGGCAGCUAUGUCAGUAUUCCCAUCCCUCAGCUGAAACCAAAUACAGUUGAGAAUGGUACUUCGGAGAAAAUUAAACUGAAAAACAAACCAAAAAGAUGCUAACUGAACUCUCAGAAUGAUUCCAGAUCUUUGUUUUGGAUGACGGUUCACUAUGGUUCACAUUUUCUUAUAACCUUUUUCUCUGACCCUAGCUCAAUUUAAACGUUGAAUGACAUGUUUACAUUUAUAGUGUUUAGGUUUGAUAAUAUUAAAGUGCUUUACAAAUUUUAAUUUGCGUGCACAGAGUGUGAAAAUUGUCUGCUUAAGGAUAACAGGAAAUGUUGGAGGACUUUCAACAAUCCAUUUGCAGGUGUCUUGUGUAUUGCCUUGACACAUGAAAUGAGCCUCUGGCUUUCUUUCCCCUUCUCUUUCAUUUGAAACAUACAUUUUUCUUUCUCUUGAAAUUUGACCAAGAGGGAAAGGGUUGGUUGGAUCACACACACACACACACACACACACACACACUUCUUGGAACACUGAUUACAAUUUUGUAAUUUAAAAUUCCGAGUGUUAUUUCACUAAAAAUAAUUGAGUGAACAUAACAGGAAAUUUUAGCAGCAGGUGCUGUUUAUGCUAGAAUGGAGGCUGUGAUGUUGGUUGCUUAACUUGCCAAAAAAAUACAUGAGACUUUGUACGAGAGGCCAACAAAAGUGAAUGUUUAUCAGCUCAGAAACCCAGUUUCUUCUUCCUCUUAGAAAAAUGGGGUGUGUUCCUAAUAUUGCUGUCAUUUCAUAACAUUGAUUCCCCCCACCCACCAUGAACUAAGGGUGUUUGUUUUGCAUGGGUGAGUGGUUCUGUACCUGAACAUACAUAAUGUAACUGGUAUGGUUUUUUUUCAGUCUGGCAUAUCUUGCCAUUAAUGUCUUUUGGGAGGAUAUAUUGAAAUACUUUCUAAAUGCUCAUACUUCUGGAGCCAUGGCAAUAUGUAUGUAAUAAAUGUUAUGGUAUAAAGGAGGAAAAGAUGGG